Messenger RNA from Castor canadensis (American beaver), 2226 nucleotides. The record is from RefSeq and is a predicted model, not a curated record. NCBI's taxonomy places the organism in Eukaryota, Metazoa, Chordata, Mammalia, Rodentia, Castoridae.
AUGAAGAAGGGAGCAACUCUCCAGAAGCAGGGUGUGCAGAACCAUCACUCUGCUCUGUACCCAGACCUUCCACAGGGAGCAGGAGGGGCCCCCAGGCAGAGCAGCUGCCUGUGCUCAGCUGAGGGCCAGCUCCCACUGAGCCCUCCCUGGGCCUAUGAGGUCACACAGCGGGGGAGCAGCAGGCAUGGAAUCCAAACAUCUCCCCACACUCUUCUCCACUUGGAUCUCAAACUUGGUCACCCAACAGCAUGUGUACCCCGAUCUCUCCAGGUGUUGAGGACCUGUGCGCCAGCCCCUGCCGUCAUCGAAGUUCUGUUCAACUCCUAUGCUCAGCUCUGUGUGUCCGAGUCCUGGAAGGGUGUGAUCCCUGAGGAAGUGUUCCAGAUCCACAAGGCUUUCUACCAGUCUUUCUUCGCCUUGGCCGGCACCCCACGCUCCCUGCAACAUCUUUGCCGCUGUGCCAUUCGCAAGCUGUUCGGCAAGGGGUGCUUUCUCCUCGUGCCCCUGCUGCCCUUGCCCGCAUCCCUGCAGAGUUACCUACUUUUGGAGCCAGAGGGUGUUUUGCACUGAAAACCAGAGCCAAGCUUGUGAUGAAGGGUCUCAUUCUCACCUUUGUCCCAGUGGAGGCCAAGCAUGGAGGAGAGUGUCCUGGUGAGGAGGGGCGCAUCUGGACGGGUCUUCCGUCCUCCUGGCUCUCCACAUGACCAGCGGAAGUGCAAACUUGUGAGCCUCAGGUUCACCUGGAAAUGAAAUUGGUAGUAAAAGUCUUUCUGCCUUUCAGGUUUGCUGAAGGCUCAGGUAAGGUCGUGACUGUCAUAGUACUUGCUGUCAGAGGUGUCCUCAACAAAAGAUACACCAGAAGACAUGCUGUGUUCCCAAAGUUUGUCUCCUGUGCCCAGUUGGUUAGCAGUAGGCCAUGGACUCUCAGCCUUAUAGCAAAGGCUAGGGCCUCCCAGGGCCUGGCCACCUGGAGGGGUUUUGUCCAGAACAUGCCAGACCCUCUGCAGAAAGAGGACACCUGCUCCCAUGACAGGUGUACCUUUCUAAGAUCCAUUGGCGCUAAAGCACGCAGCAGCUUGGCACUCCCAGGAGCACACUGGAGGAGGGGUUGGAGCCAGACUUUGGUCCUGCAGGAGUCCUCUCCAAAGGCCUCUUCCAGUCCCAGCUGAACUCCCUCUGGGAAUGGCCAGGAAGCCAGCCCCCAGAAAUACACACACACAGACAGGUCAUUUAGCUCAGCUUGACCACCACACAGCAAGAGAGAUGUCCAAACAAUAAGGACAGCACUCACCUUGUCUUUUAUUUUCUGUCUUAAUGUUUCACUGACCCCCAGGGGACAGCCCCUCCCAGAGUUAGCUAGUCCCUAGAGAGAGUAAGCAACUGGCCACAGAGCCUGUUUGUGCUAUGCCAAUCAGCCAGAGACCACAUCCCAGUUGCCUCCUUUCUUAGACUCUCACUUAGGGCCUGAUCACUCCAGGGCCAGGUGACACCUAGUGACAGCCCCUCCACCCAGAGCCUGCUGAAACUAACCAACCCUGAGCCUGCUUUCCCUUCUUCCACAUUCCCACACACACCUCCUGGCCAACCCUAGUGUUUCCCUGCGUGGCCCCUGUGGCAUGGUGAGCCCCCCCUCUUGGGAACAGUGAGUAAUAAACUCUGCUUACUGGCACUGGUCUCCCCAUCCAUUGGCCUUGCAAGAUCUGAAAUUGUGUGUAUGCGGCACUCACGUGUACACUUGGGGAUGAACCCCAGGACCUUGCACAUGCUAGGCAAGCACUCUGCUAGUGACCUAUACCCCAGUCUAAUACACUACAUCUCAAAGUAAGGACUCUAUGGUCAUCCUCCAAGAAUAGGUGGUGGCUUCUUUCCUUUCCAAUCAGAGUCAGAGCAAGAAGCUGCCCAUGUGGCCCUCAGAGGGGGUAGGACACAUUUCUAUUGCCCAGGUUUGGAAAAGUAGUUUAGGUCCCAGCACAAGCUGGGGUGUUCUUUCAGGAGACUGAGGCAGGAGGAUGAAAAUUCCAGGUCAACCUGAGCAAUAGAGCCAGACCUUGUCUUAAAAAAAAAAAAAUACUGUGUGUACCAUGGGGGAAGCCCACUGUGGAAGUAGAAAAUGGGACCAGACAGGGCUUACCCAUUGAGGGGACCAUCAUGACAGAGGUAGCCAGGCUGAGCCUUGGUGGAUGGUCACGUUGUACACAGUGGAACUUCAAAUGGAGUUGGUAAGAC